AUGUGGUUCACUCGACAUUCACUCCGACGACAAAGUGAAGAUAGCGGACAAGUUUCGGGAGAUAGGAAAAGAUGUAAAAGCGAUCAACGAGUUGAAUUGUUACUCUAUCGGAAGUCGAAGUUAGAAAGUGCAAGUGAAACAUCUGCAGUGUUAAGUGGAUUCGCUAUUGUAAGUUUACAAUUCUUUUUUCUUAUCUAUUCUGAAAAUGACUUCAGGUUGCACUCGUUGAAUUUUCAAUCGAUUCUUAUUCAGAAUGUUCACUUACUGGCUUUACUUAUGUCAGUUUGUAUCCUACCGGAAAUCAAAAGUGUUUUACUUCAAAAAAAUCAAUGGAUAAAGCAUAAAAAUCAAGAGCCACUAUCAGUAUCUGGCUUUUCAUUUGCUGCUGCUAUUGCUGCUAUCGCGACGCUUUGUCUCAUUGGAAUACCAUUCAUUAUCUUUGCCGUUGGUUUUUAUAUUCGAGUAGUUCGAGCGAAACUGUUCAUACAUAAACAUGAUUUCGAUGCAAUGGAACGUGGCGCAAUGAGAAAUAACGCUUUCCAGAGCUUGCCAUCAACGGCAACGUUAACGACGAUCGUCGAAAAUUCCUGA
Messenger RNA from Adineta ricciae, 591 nucleotides. NCBI's taxonomy places the organism in Eukaryota, Metazoa, Rotifera, Eurotatoria, Adinetida, Adinetidae. The record is from the annotation of a GenBank genome assembly.